Messenger RNA from Balaenoptera acutorostrata (minke whale), 2088 nucleotides. It is a transcript of the gene GRWD1, whose product is annotated as glutamate rich WD repeat containing 1. The coding region runs from base 44 to 1384 and encodes 446 amino acids. The transcript is spliced from 7 exons. The record is from RefSeq and is a predicted model, not a curated record. NCBI's taxonomy places the organism in Eukaryota, Metazoa, Chordata, Mammalia, Artiodactyla, Balaenopteridae. Gene Ontology annotation, molecular function: protein binding.
AAGUGACGCUCUUACCUCGCGCCGGCGGCGGGAGGCCCCAAAGAUGGCUGCGCGCAACGGUCGGUGGCGCACGUGUGAAACCGGGGAGCCUAUGGACGCCGAGUCCCACGACGCAGGGUCCAAGGGCCCGGCCCAGGUCUACCUACCCGGCCGGGGACCCCCGCUGCGCGAAGGAGAGGAGCUGGUCAUGGACGAGGAGGCCUACGUGCUGUACCACCGAGCACAGACUGGCGCCCCCUGUCUCAGCUUCGACAUAGUCCGGGAUCAGCUGGGAGACAACCGGAUCGAGCUUCCUCUUACACUUUAUCUGUGUGCUGGGACCCAGGCCGAGAGCGCCCAAAGCAACAGAUUGAUGAUACUUAGGAUGCACAAUCUGCAUGGGACAAAGCCCCCGCCAUCUGAGAGCAGUGACGAGGAGGAGGAGGAGGAGGAUGAAGAGGAUGAAGAAGAGCGGAAGCCUCAGCUGGAGCUGGCGAUGGUGCCCCAUUAUGGCGGCAUCAACAGAGUUCGGGUGUCGUGGCUGGGUGAGGAGCCAGUGGCUGGGGUGUGGUCAGAGAAGGGCCAGGUGGAGGUGUUUGCGCUGCGGCGGCUUCUGCAGGUGGUGGAUGACCCCCAGGCCCUAGCCACCUUCCUCCGGGAUGAGCAGGCCCGCGUGAAGCCCAUCUUCGCCUUCUCUGGCCACAUGGGCGAGGGCUUUGCACUUGACUGGUCCCCUCGUGUGCCCGGGCGCCUGCUGACCGGUGACUGUCAGAAGAACAUCCACCUCUGGACGCCUACGGACGGCGGUUCCUGGCACGUGGACCAGCGGCCAUUCGUGGGCCACACACGCUCCGUGGAGGACCUGCAGUGGUCUCCAACCGAGGACACGGUAUUUGCCUCUUGCUCAGCUGAUGCCUCCAUCCGCAUCUGGGACAUCCGGGCAGCCCCCAGCAAGGCCUGCAUGCUCACCACCGCCACCGCCCACGAUGGGGAUGUCAAUGUCAUCAGCUGGAGCCGCCGGGAGCCCUUCCUGCUCAGCGGCGGGGAUGACGGAGCCCUCAAGGUCUGGGACCUGCGGCAGUUCAAGUCUGGCUCCCCGGUGGCCACCUUCAAGCAGCACGUGGCCCCCGUGACCUCCGUCGAGUGGCACCCCCAGGACAGUGGGGUCUUCGCGGCCUCGGGUGCAGACAACCAGAUCACACAGUGGGACCUGGCGGUGGAGCGGGACCCUGAGGCCGGCGACGCGGAGACUGACCCUGCGCUGGCAGACCUCCCCCAGCAGCUGUUGUUCGUGCACCAGGGCGAGACAGCCCUGAAGGAGCUGCACUGGCACCCGCAGUGCCCCGGGCUCCUGGUCAGCACCGCCCAGUCAGGCUUCACCGUCUUCCGCACCAUCAGCGUCUGAGGCCGGCCAGGCCGCAUCUAUCUGGCCCUCCACUUGGGGACUGAAGUUGAAGUUCAUUCCCCUGGAAGGGACUCGUUCAGAUCUGUUGGCCAGCGCUUCUCCAGAAGGACUUAGUUUGGCCCAUUGGCUGCCGUGACGGAUUCUGUUUGACUUAUUGUUCUUUGAAAGGACUCGGUUUGGUCCGAUGCCCCCCUUGCCAAAGGAUAUGGUUUGAUCCGUGGCUCUAAAACUAGGGCUUGGUUUGCUCCCACGACUCCUCCAACCAAAGGACUGGGUUUGACCCAUGGCCCUAUAAGACCAGUGGGUUUGACUCUGGUGAUCCCUCUUGCCCAAAACCUUGGUUUAGCCCAGUGACCCCCCUCCCCCCCCCCACCUGUCAGAAGACUCCAUUGGCUUUUUCCCAGACGGGCCUGGCGUGGCCUGUGUUGCUGUGGACUUUGUCAGCUGCAGCACUUGGCGUGACCCUUUGACCUCUCUGCCCCUGGCCUCCCCCAGGGAACCCAAGUGCUUUACAGUGGCUGGACCAAAUUCGAGGAGUGGGUUCCUGCAGCAGAAUUCGGCCCUUGUCUUCCUGCCAACUGGGUUUGGCCACGACUUCCCAGGGAGAGGCCUCGUGGGGCCUUCUCCCCUCCUCCCAAAGGCAGGCACCGUGCAGGGGGGGAGAGUCGGGGGCUCCUGAGGGGCAAUAAAGGACCAGAAUGAGG